AUGCCGUCCGCUCCUAAGCGUCCGAAACCGAAUUCUCCACGAUCUCAAGACAAUCAGCGAGUUAUUUGUUCGUGUCAAAACACGGUUAACGACGAUGCGAAUGCGUUAUGCUGUGAUCGUUGUAAUAAGUGGUUUCACAUUGGCUGCGUGAAUGUGUCCAUUCCGGCAUACAAAGCGUAUCAGACACUUGCUGAUGAAAAACAAUAUUCAAACUGGUUCUGUCCCUCGUGUGAACCAGCAGCCAGAGCCGAUUUACCACCGCCUCAGUGUCUCCAAAUGUUAGCGGCGAGAAUUGACAAAAUUGAGCAUCAGUUAAUCGGAAUUAGUGAUCUACAACAACUGAUUACUUCAAGACUUAAUGAGUUAGUUGAAACAACUGAACGUGAUAAAAGAAACAAAAACAUCGUCGUGAAGAAUAUCUUUCCGGUAGCAUUAAACAGUAAUCGUCCGCCGAUCAUUGGUGUAUCGUUUAACGAUCUGUGCAUUCGUUCGUCUAUUCUAUCCAAAGCCUCUGCUCUCAAAAAGUCAUCGGAUGUUUCUGUCAGGAGUGUUUUUAUUGGUAAACACUUAACCAAACUUCAAUCGCAAUCGGCUUAUGAGACACGUCAACAACGAAAAAUUCAACAAAAUAAUCAUCAACAACAGUCCGCUAAUAAUCAACAACACCUUCAACAACAAUCUGAAAAUAAUCAUCAACAACAACCCGAUAAUAAUCAACAACAAUCGGGUAAUAUUCAACAUCAUCCUCAGCAACAGUCAGCUCAAUCGUAUCCAGAUUCUCCUGCUUCGUUCGUUCAACAGAAAUCGGUUCCUGAUCGUUCUUCGCGUCGUUUAUCUAGAAAUAAUAAUAUUAUUAAACAAAAUCAGGAUCAAAAUUCAUCAUCCCAACGAAAUCGGGGAGCAUCGCUGUCAGCAGGCGGUUACCACUGA
This is a messenger RNA of Didymodactylos carnosus, 930 nucleotides long. NCBI's taxonomy places the organism in Eukaryota, Metazoa, Rotifera, Eurotatoria, Philodinida, Philodinidae. The record is from the annotation of a GenBank genome assembly.